ACCAUAUGUAAUGGUGUAUCUUAGCUCAACUUCGCAGCUUGAGCAAUAGUUAAAUUGCAGACAAGAUUGUCCAACCAAUGUGUAAUUUUCCUUCCAUAAUAAAUUAUUAGGUAUAUUACCACAAUAAUGGCUGGACCUUUAUUAAAAUAUUUGACUGAUGCCUUGGUGAAGUUUGAAUAUGUAUACCUAACACCUUUGCUAAGGAGACCUCCAACUCCACAGUGGAUCCCAUUAGUGGUGCAGACACCUCAACAGUUAAUGGAUAAAGAUGCAUCAUUUGACAUUAAAAGUAUUUUCGAUGGAUUCUUAUGGGGAGUACCUACCUGCCGACGCAGUGCUGAAAAGCGUAUGAUGAGAAAGUAUGGUGCUCCCAACUGGCACAACAAACUUAUUCUCCCACGAAAGGAUAUCAAAACCUGUGGUACUUGUGGCCACAAUCAUGAAGCAGGCCGUUUAUGUCCAAAUUGUUACUCCAAAGUCAAAGCUGAGACAUCUGUUUUGCAAGAAAAAAUGGUUCAGGAACUGGGUCUUGAUCCCAUAGAUAAAGAAAUCGCCAUUGUAUAUCAAGGAGAGAAGAAUCAGUUCGACGAUGAGUUUUUCAAGGUUCACCACAAAUAUCUUUCAGUUGAAGCUAGUAUUAACUUUUCAUUCGUUUGCGUGAAGGGUAAAAGAGUUGUCCAAAUGGAAAAACCUCGACCAAAAUGGUUUAGCAAAAACCUACUCCAGAAAAGUGGACCAAAUUCUGAUUUGGGCAACAGUGAAGUCACAACUAUAAAACCUCAUGAUUUAGGCUAAUAUUUUUCGUCCUACCUGGUUAGUCUAUGAGAAAAAUACACCAUUUUUGACUUUA
This is a messenger RNA of Daphnia carinata, 850 nucleotides long. RefSeq names its product large ribosomal subunit protein bL32m (gene mRpL32). The transcript is spliced from 3 exons. The coding region runs from base 127 to 795 and encodes 222 amino acids. Lineage: Eukaryota; Metazoa; Arthropoda; Branchiopoda; Diplostraca; Daphniidae. Gene Ontology annotation, biological process: translation. Gene Ontology annotation, molecular function: structural constituent of ribosome. The record is from RefSeq and is a predicted model, not a curated record. Gene Ontology annotation, cellular component: mitochondrial large ribosomal subunit.